Bathycoccus prasinos is the source of this 831-nucleotide messenger RNA. RefSeq lists its product with no specific name. The transcript has a single exon. Gene Ontology annotation, cellular component: endoplasmic reticulum membrane. Gene Ontology annotation, molecular function: Hsp70 protein binding. Gene Ontology annotation, biological process: cellular response to misfolded protein. Bases 1 to 831 code for a protein of 276 amino acids. Lineage: Eukaryota; Viridiplantae; Chlorophyta; Mamiellophyceae; Mamiellales; Bathycoccaceae. The record is from RefSeq and is a predicted model, not a curated record.
AUGAACGACGACGACGAUUCGGCGUCGGUGGCCUCGUCCACGACGUCGUCGAAUUCUCCUUUAUUAAACGCGGAACAAGAAAUCUCUCGAAUCUUGGCCAACCGACGAAACUAUUACGGAGUGUUAAAUCUCACGCCGCAGACGACUUCAAACGCGAGCGUGAAGAAAUCGUACCAUAAGAUUGCACGAGUCAUACACCCGGAUAAGUGCAAGCACCCAGACGCGUCGGCGGCGAUGAGCGUGGUGACGGCGGCGAAUUCCACGUUGACUACGCCAAAGUUGAAACAGAGUUACGACUUGUAUUACAACACGCAAGACGUUUCGGAAAACGCGAAAUCGGGAUCAAACUUUGACGAGUGGCACUCGAAAUCUGGAGCAGCAGUUGCUGGGUUACCUCCGUGGUUAGUCAAAGCGUUAUCGACGCCAGUUUUAGGCGCGUUCGUGAUGCUUCUCAUGAUCUUAUUUGGCUUAAUCUUUGGCGCGGUGUUAAUCGUCCUCUUCCUGGCGUACAUGUGCGUCCACAUGGUCUUCUGGGUCCUCUGUUGCUGCGGCUGCGGCGGCCACUGCUGGCCGCGAUACGGCGAAGGCGCUCGCAUACAUGAAAUUCGCCAGCGCAGAUUCUUCGCCAUGCUUCGCGAUUACGAACAAGCGCAAAUGUUCGCCGCGCAAAGAGGCGAAACGGACCCGGACCCUUCGGCGUUUUUCCAGCGGUGGAACGCGUUGCACCCGGAAGACUUGUCUUUUCCAGACGGGUACGAUCGAGAGUUUAGCGGCAAAGGUAGUAGUAAAGGUGGAUACGGAGCCACGGACGAUUACGGCUCGUACGUUUAA